AUGACACCAAUUGCGCUUGAUAUGGCCUCUGAUCGAACACCGGCGAUUUCAAUCGACCCAAUUGCACUCAUUACGCAGGAAUGCAUAACGAUCACGUCUGCCAUGCGGAAGCAUGCCCGCUGGGCGCAGUCUUCGGUGUCAGCCAUUCUGGGGGGAGGGGCCACAAGAUUGCAAGAGAAGGACUUUCUACGCUCGUCCUCGCAAAGUCGCCGGAGCAGCAAAGGGCCUGUGAUACUAGAUCCUGGCAUGGCCAGGCUGAACGUGCCCAACACGUCGGACGAUGAAAACUCCAGCUUGGCCAGUCGAUGGGGUCUGCGCGGCCGGAAGGGCAAGAGUCUGCAGGAUAACCCCUUGCUGACCGCGUUUGCACGUCUGAGAAGAGAUCUGGCUGGCUGUCGAGAUGUGACAGCCGUGGAUGCUCCCGAAUUACUGCACCCUUUUCUACAGGUCAUACGCAGUUCUUCGACGAGCGCCGCGAUUACUAGUCUGGCGGUGAUUUCGAUCACAAAGUUCUUCGCAUACAACAUUAUCACGGUCAGAUCACCACGAAUCUCGCAGGGGAUGCACCUUCUCAGUGCGGCAAUCACCCACUGCCGAUUCGAAGCGAGUGACACUGCGGCAGAUGAGGUCGUCCUGCUGCGUAUCCUGAGGCUCAUGGAGUUGAUCAUAUCCAGACCGGAAGGCCAGCUGCUCGGUGACGAGAGUAUCUGCGAGAUGAUGAGUACCGGCUUAAGCAUGUGCUGUCAGUCAAGGCUUUCGGAGGUCCUCAGGAGGUCUGCCGAGAUGGCCAUGGUCACCAUGUGUCAAGUGGUGUUUAGCAGAUUGAAGUCGUUAAAGGUGGAAGAGAUACCAAAGUCAAGGAGUCGGUCGAAUACAAGAACAACUCUGCUUAGUGCUACCGAAGAACUAAAGAUUGAACCCCCCAUGACAGGAAGCGUCAUGGGAAAUGGCGAGCCAGAACGACCAAGCGUUGACGUUAACGGACGAACCAGUGUGGAAGGCGGCACUGGAUCCAAGGUUUCCACGGAACCGCAGAAUACGGCCGCGCCAGCAAAGGAAGAUGAGUUUGACAACGUGGAGCCAUACGCCCUACCAUCAAUCAAAGAGCUCUUUCGCGUCCUCAUUGAUCUCCUUGAUCCUCACGACAAAACACACACAGAUGCAAUGCGAAUCAUGGCUCUCAGAAUCAUUGACGUCGCCCUUGAGGUUUCGGGGCCUUCAAUAGCGAAACAGCCUGUUUUGGCCGCACUGGUCCAGGAUGAUCUUUGCCGUCAUUUAUUCCAACUCGUUCGAUCGGAUAAUAUGGUCCUUCUGAACAGCUCUUUACGUGUCGCCGGGACAUUACUGGCCACAUGUCGACGGCUGCUUAAGCUGCAGCAAGAGCUGUUCCUUUCAUACUUGGUGGCUUGUCUGCAUCCCCGUGUAGAUAUCCCCCAGGAACCGGGAAUUGAUCCGUCGUUGUAUGAGGGGGUACCUCAAUCUCCCAAACUGGUGAAACCAGCACCGUCGCAGCCGAGCAGCGGUCGGUCAACCCCGGUGCCAAUCAAGGACAGGCAGAAGCUGGGACUAGAAGGCGGUACUCGAAGGCCGGAGGCCAGAGAAGCGAUGGUCGAAAGCAUUGGCACCUUGGUCCGCAUCCCUGGAUUCAUGGUGGAACUUUUUCUCAACUAUGACUGCGAAGUCGACCGGCAGGACCUCUGCGAAGAUAUGGUGGGACUUUUGUCGCGGAAUGCCUUCCCGGAUUCUGCCACUUGGAGCACAACCAAUGUGCCUCCACUAUGUCUGGAUUCGUUGCUGAGCUUCAUCCAAUUCAUGGCCGAGAGGCUUGUCCACGACACGCCAGCAUGGGCACGGGAGCGGAUAGACAAGCUGCGUCUGCAACGAGCGAGGAAAAAGAUCAUCAAAAGUGGUGCAUCCAAGUUCAACGACGAUCCCAAAGCAGGAGUGGCAUAUCUGGUGAGGAACGGCAUCAUAGAGAAUCCAGAUGAUCCCGUCCAGGUGGCUCAGUUUCUGAAAGGCACCUCUCACGUCUCUAAAAAAGUGCUGGGAGAGUUUAUAACCAAGAAAUCCAAUGAACCGCUGCUGGUAGCAUUCAUCGGACUGUUUGAUUUUGAGGACAAACGCAUUGAUGAGGCUCUUCGGGAAGUAUUGGGAUCUUUCCGCCUUCCUGGGGAAGCGGCACUGAUUGAACGAAUCGUCAACAAUUUUACCGAAAAGUACUGCAGAACCGUCUCACCCGAGGAGAUCGCAGACAAGGAUGCCGCCUUCGUCCUGGCCUAUGCGAUUAUCAUGCUGAACACCGAUCUUUACAAUCCCAACGUUGCGAAGACACAGAAGCGGAUGUCGUAUGAGGAUUUUGCGAGAAACCUGCGUGGUGUCAACGCAGGAAAGGACUUUUCGCCGGAACUGCUGCAGGACAUCUACGAAGCCAUCAAGGAGAACGAGAUCAUUCUUCCCGACGAGCACGAGAACAAACAUGCCUUUGAAUAUGCCUGGAAGGAGCUCUUACUGAAGACACACAACGCCGGAUCUCUGGAGCUCUGCGAUACCAAUGCCUUCGACGCAGAAAUGUUCAAGGCAACUUGGAAACCGAUCGUGGCAACUCUGUGCUAUGUCUUCAUGUCAGCCUCUGAUGAUGCCGUUUUCUCUCGAGUCGUGGUUGGUUUCGAUCAAUGCGCCCAGAUCGCGGCCAAAUACGGAGUCACUGAGGCCUUUGACCGCAUUGUCUACAGCGUCAGUCACAUCAGCGGAUUAGCGGCAGAAAUUCCUCCGAGCACUUCGUUGAAUACGGAAGUUCAGGUUGGAAAGAAGAGAAUCAUGGUCAGUGAAAUGGCCGUCAGGCUUGGAAGAGACUUUCGAGCCCAGUUAGCGACCGUAUUGCUUUUCAGGAUACUACAGGGUCAUGAAGAAGCGGUGGGCGACACUUGGAUUUACGUCGUGCGUAUUCUAAGAAACUUGUUUGUCAACUCGCUCAUCACGUUGCCCAAGUUUGAGCAAGAUGGGUUUGAAGACCUUGGUCCGAUUCCUCUGCAACCACCGUCACAAGUCAUCGACCGAGAUGGCCGACUGAGCGAUAGCGGCAUCUUCUCGACGUUUACGUCGUACCUCUCAAGCUAUGCCGCUGACGACCCACCGGAGCCUUCGGAGGAAGAGCUCGAGAAUACCCUUUCAUGUGUUGACUGUGUGAAGGCCUGCCGGCCAGACACUGUCCUGCAGCAUAUGGCAUCACUUCCUGCUUCGCAAAUCAAAUCCAUCGUGUCGGCUCUGCUGUCGCAGAUGGAAGAAAUGUCACCAGUCGUGACCGUCAAACCUGAACGGCCUAUGCCUGUCACCGUCAGGGUCAAUGGCCACCGCAUUCCCAAAGCCGGGCCCGAGUACGAUCCUGGCUCGGUGUUUCUCCUCGAGCUUGCCACGCUGCUUACCCUGAGAGACGACAAAACCAUCGCUGCAGCCGGAGAGCAACUCACAGGCGCCCUACAGAAUGCGGUCAGAGAUGCCUCGAAUCUGCAUCCUCUGGCUGCGUCGAGGGUUGUGCUUUACCUUCUUGAGUUAUUGCGGUAUAGCUACACCUACGACUUUAUGCGUGCUCCUGUCGUUCUCCACGCCAUAUCAAGCUUCGAUGACACUGUGCUUGACCGAACAGCGUCUACCAUAAUCCAGGGCUUCGCCAACGCCAUUGGUACUUCGUCGGCCUUGCGCAACGAGAUUACAAAAUCUCCGGACUUUUGGUCGACGUUGCAGCGCCUCCAUCAACACAAAACAGAGGCAGAGCGCGUAUUUGACAUCCUAGCACGCCUUUCCACCCCUUCCCCAACAAAGUCACAAGAUCAGCAAGCUUUGACGGCAGAUAACUUCGAAUCCGCCAUCUCCCUCGCAAACGACAUUGCAUCCGCUGGCUCAAUCGGAUCCAUUCAAGAAAAACGCCGUGACUUUGCCGCGAAACAUGGCCGGCAAGCCAAGCCUGCGAAACCCGAAGACAUUGUGGUUGUUCAGCGGGCCACCAAGGCCGUGGGGCUGAUCUAUCAGUUGUCCGAUCGUGUCCCGGGUCUCAUUGAUCAAAGCCAUCUGGAGAGGAAUGAAGCUUGGGCUGCAUAUUGGAGUCCGAUCUUCCGAGCCCUAUGUGCGCAGUGUGUCAACCCCUGUCGUGAAGUCAGACAUCGUGCGUUGUCAGCCCUGCAACGCACGUUGCUCUCCGAGACUGUAGCAGACGAAAAAGGUACGGAGCAGGACCAACACACAGAAUGGACGGCAAUUUUCGACGAGGUAUUGUUCCCACUUACGCUUAGGUUGCUGAAGCCCGAGAUAUAUCAGUUGGACCCGCCUGGGAUGAAUGAGACCCGAGCACAUAUGGGUGGCUUAUUGUGCAAGGUUUUCCUGAGAUAUCUCGACAGGCUCAACGAUAUCCCACUUGUUCCUCAGAGCGAAGAGGGGGAGAGCGACGAUGAAAAGGAACCUGAAGGAGAUGUCGACGAAGGACAGCAGAAGGCGAGCACGGCAAAGGGCCAGGGCAAUGGGAACAAAAUGACCGAUGUCUGGAUCAAAAUUCUUGAGCUUCUCGACCGCCUCAUGAAUGCCGGCACCGUGGUUGAGCACCAAGGUGACGCGCUCGCGGAGGCGGUUCGCGAAGGUGUGAAGAACACGCUUCUCGUCAUGGAUGGGGCGGGCUAUCUCGGUCGCCAGGAACAGGCUGCGCUGGCCAGCCAAACUCCUCGCAGCCCACGCUCUCUGGAUGAGAAGGGCGAGAUCCAAAUCUGGCCCGAGACGGUGAGGCGCCUGGAUAGAUUCCUCCCGGGCCUGGUGCAGGAACUGUUUCCCCCCGAGCACGAUCCGGAAGACGGUGCCCACGCCGCUGCUACUGCUGACUCCGGCGGCGGUGGUGGUGGUGGCGACGAAAAUCGCAAACCCGCCCUGACGGUACAACCGGGCAACACCGCCGGGUCACGGCCGCAGACGCGAGACGGCCAAAAGGAGACCAAAAAAGUAGCGAGGGAGGGAGAGAAGUGA
This is a messenger RNA of Fonsecaea monophora, 5004 nucleotides long. RefSeq lists its product as hypothetical. Bases 1 to 5004 code for a protein of 1667 amino acids. The record is from RefSeq and is a predicted model, not a curated record. Gene Ontology annotation, molecular function: guanyl-nucleotide exchange factor activity. Lineage: Eukaryota; Fungi; Ascomycota; Eurotiomycetes; Chaetothyriales; Herpotrichiellaceae. Gene Ontology annotation, biological process: regulation of ARF protein signal transduction. The transcript is spliced from 2 exons.